GUUCAAGACGGGUUUUGCAGCAGCAUUGCCAACGAUCUGCCACCGUGCCUUCAUUCCGAGAGCCUUGUCAAGGCCUGCGAUCACGGCCGCCCGCUGGCAAUGUGCUUUUGAGCUCCUGCACAGCAAUGCAAGCAGGCGGAUCUUGCCCUCCCUACCGGAGCUGUCAUCUUCUCUAAGCUCUUGCAUUUGGUAUGGAAGAUGGAAUGAGGCCUUGGGAGCGCUCUAUUGGGCACGGAGCUUGCACGUGAAUCCUGAUGCGGUUUGCUAUAACGUGGUCAUCUCUGCCGCUGGGAAGAAUGUGCGUUGGCCUGUGGCCAUCACAGUUUUCCACCUGAUGCGUCAACAAAGUGCCGAACCUACUGUCUCCUCUCACAAUGCUGCAAUUUCAGCGUUUUCUCUUGCUCUACACUGGGCGUUAGCGUUGGACACAUUGAAGUUCCUGAGGCACCUGGGACCAAAGGCAGAAAGGCCUGGCUUUGGUGCAACGUUGAAGGCAUGCAGUGCAGCAGCACAAUGGCGCCAUUCAAUUGUUUUGAUGCAAGAAAUGCAGCAAAGCAAAGUUGCAGCAGAUAUGCAGGCUUUCCAAUCUCUGAAGAGGGAAGAUUGACACCAACUAGCCACUCCAGGCUUGGUUGAUUGCUUGACAUCGUUCUUUGCAGGCUAUGCAGGACUUGCAGUUAGCAUUGGAGGUGAUUCACACCCGUCACGAAAAGCAUGUGCCUCCCAUGUUAGUGCCUCGGCAAGUUGCUAUGGUUUGUGGCUUGGCCCUGGGCCAGGCAGAUGAGAUUGAGAUGAAAGGCGUGACCUUCAUGAGUGCUUCAUUACCACGUCUGAUGUUGUUUUUUGAACGUGAAAGGCCACUGUAGUAUAUAUAGCCAAUAUAUGCAACUGGAUGUUGUUCCUUUGCAGCAUGGCUGCGGGAAGACUGAUAUGCAAUGUAAAAAAAGGAAUUGUGUCACUCUGUUGAAUGCUAGGUUGAUUGGAAGCAACAACUCUCCCACGACACAGAAAUCCAAACACAUGCCCGGAAGCUUUUGUCGAAAACACAUUCUUUGACCUUUCCCAGACAAGCGCGGG
This is a messenger RNA of Durusdinium trenchii, 1077 nucleotides long. The record is from the annotation of a GenBank genome assembly. Lineage: Eukaryota; Dinophyceae; Suessiales; Symbiodiniaceae.